Triticum aestivum (bread wheat) is the source of this 761-nucleotide messenger RNA. RefSeq lists its product as uncharacterized. Bases 14 to 628 code for a protein of 204 amino acids. Gene Ontology annotation, molecular function: catechol oxidase activity. The transcript has a single exon. The record is from RefSeq and is a predicted model, not a curated record. NCBI's taxonomy places the organism in Eukaryota, Viridiplantae, Streptophyta, Magnoliopsida, Poales, Poaceae.
UCCCGGUGCUCCGAUGAAGAAGAUAAUUGCCAUCACCGCCAUGAUGCUGGCCACCGCCUUCAUCGUGGCGGCCGAGCAAGAGGCGGGAGCCUGCAUUGUGGAGACAUCCGACGUCCCUGGCGCCGCAAAUCCCUGCAUCUGCUCCGAGAACUGCGCCUGCGCCGGCAAGUGCAUCCUGAAUGCCGGCGACGGCGCGGGUGACGUCCAGACCUGCUUCGUCGAGUGCGUGCUGAAGAACGGCUGCGGCGGCUGCCCAGUACCCUGGACAAGACCCCUCCCGGCCACCUUGGACCAGACCCUGAGCCUGAAAGUGACAAGGCCUAAGCCCUCGCAGAGAUUCCACGGGAGGGAGAUGCUUCGCAUCAUCUUCGACGUCGAGCCCCAUGGCACGGACACCCCAGUGAUUGAGGUGUACUUAUAUGUGCCGGAGGGCAAAGAUACUAGCGACAGCUCCCAGCACUACUUGCUUACGUUUCCGCAGAAGCCAAGCGACCCGGGGGCAAUCAUGGACAUACGCGGCGUGCUGCGGCAAAUAGGAGCGGACGACGGCGACGAGACCAUUGAGGUGUUGUUCGUGCCCAAGGCCUGGGGAGAAAGGGUUACUAUAACCAGUGUCAAGAUCGAGUAGAUGAUUCUGGUGCAGGUCGUCCGUAUACUCUAUAUUUCUAACAGUUGUGGUGUGUGUCCUCCGUUUGUUUUGCUACCGUAUUUGCACAAAUAAAGAACAACUAUAUGUGUAACAGGGCAAAAAUAAAUCUCUA